UACUUCCACCGAAUCAGGGUGCCAGUGAGUGAUGUUGCCGCCAUAGGUGGAGGCAGCACGGGGGGAUCAUGUUUGGGAUUAAUGCCAUCCGCGGCUCCCCCUCGCGUGCGCCCGGUGUCACCGUGACGCGCACGUGAAGGCGCACAGAGCGAGUCACGUCUGGCGGGCGGAGGGAUCACCAAGUUGGGAUGCUGAGGAGCGAUGCUCGCUGUAAGUUUGGAUGGAAAAAUAGGCUAAAUGUGCGCGAGCUUUGGCGUGAGCUGCUUUUCUAUCCGCCAGAUUUGUUUUUAAAAAAAAAAAAGGUCAAAUGAGGAGACUUUGGCUGCGAAAGGAGCGGAACAUGGCGAGCGUCAGGGUCGAUCCAAAUCUGGGCAAACAAAUAUGACCGCCGAUAAAAUCCCAAACCUCGGAUGAAUCCUGGAUUAUAAUCGGCCAUAUUCCUCUGGAGGACGAGCGGAAUCCGAGUGGCGCAUCCCCUGCGCGUAAUGAGAGAAAAGUUUCGGACCUUUCGGAGCCUGUAAAUAGCAUGUGACUCACUGCUCCCCUUCUUCCUGGUUUAUUUUUUAUUUUAUUUUUUCAUUUUUCGGACAAAGUUUGACAGGUGAACUGAAACAUCCAGUAUGACUUGAAGGACCCUCGGAGGGGAGAGGGGGGGUCUUCGGAACUCUCAUCAAAGCAGUGAACGAUCAGUGCGCAGAUCUACCCCCCAGGAAAGACGCCACGUUAAGGAUCUAAAGCGGAAUCUGCAGCAGCAGGAGCGACGCAGUGAAACAAACAACAAAAGAGUCUCUCUACAGUUGGAAUCACCUUCUCCCCCCACCCCCCACCCCCCCACUUUGGAUGUCUGCGAUGCUGGGACCGAGCUGUGUGAUGGAGGUGCUGGUGCUGACCGUCCUGUCCUGGGUGUCCGUGUGGGCGGAGGAGAAGAUCAUCUUCGACAGGCACGCUGUUUACUGGAACAGCUCCAAUCCCAAGUUCUGGCAUGGAGAGUACAGAGUGGCGGUGAACAUCAACGACUAUCUGGACAUCUACUGUCCGUUCUACGAGGGGCCUCCGUCCCACGGCCGCAUGGAGCGCUACAUCCUGUUCAUGGUCAACCACGAGGGCUACACUUCCUGCCAGCACAGGAUGCGCGGCUUCAAACGCUGGGAGUGCAACCGCCCCACCGGUCCCGACGGGCCCCUGCGCUUCUCCGAGAAGUUCCAGCUCUUCACUCCCUUCUCCCUGGGCUUCGAGUUCAGACCUGGGCACGAGUACUACUACAUCUCGUCUCCUCACCCAAACCAUGUGGGGCGGGCAUGUCUAAAGCUGAAGGUGUAUGUCAGACCUCCAGAUGGGUCGGGAUACGAUUCUCCAGAGCCGUUCCUGACUGAUGGGGGUCCCGGCUCCAGGGCAGGGUGCUUGGCCCUGUUAGCCGCUCUGGCCUCACCGUUCCUGGGACUCCUCUUCUGGCUGUGACCCUUCUCUCUCCUCUCCUCCUCCUGGAGCUUCACAUCAUAGGAUGAUGGGCUGGGCUGGCUGUCCCUCUAAAUUCACCACCCCUCAGGGAAGCCCUCUUUUCUGCUCCUUUUUUUCUCCCCACCUCCACCUCGAUAUGAACACCAACCACCCCCACCCCACUGCCAGCCCCUUUCUUGGCCCAGCCACAGACACCCUUCCCAGGCGUGGUGGCGAGCGUUGGAGGGUUUAAGGUCAUCUGGGAAGACGCCCUUCAUCUCCCAUUCCUGAGGUCUUGGUUGAACGGCACCUCUCAGCUGAAAACACAAGAGAAAAGUCUCAGCACUCAUAUCAGGGGGUCUUUUUUUAAUUUGACUAUUGACUCUUGGCCACUGAUGGGGUAGAUGUAGCCAUGGCUGUGAUUAAACUUGUCGUCCCAGUGCAGUUCCUAUCAUCCAAUCACAGUGGGAUGCAUUAAGCGAUAGGCCUGAAUGCACAAAAAUUGGAUUUUGCUCACAUUGCUAUCCCUUCCUUUAAAACCGCGAAUUGGAAGUGGCCGUGCUUGCAUUGUAAUUGGAAUUCUAUACAACGUGGACCGUUUCCAAUUGCACCAGGGAUAAGAGCAAACGCACUGAAAUGAGAAAAGAAAAGGAAUAAGGGGGGAGGGGGGCAAUGAAACCACAAAUUUUAAUAAAACUAAAAUGAAAACGUACGGAGCCCACAUAGGGCCAAACGUAAAAAAUAAAAUUUAAUGCUGAAAAAAAUUGUUCCGUCAGUUUAGUAAAGCAAAAACACAGAUUUUCAAUAAACAGUGUUUAUGUACAGAAUGUGUUGUGCUUUGUUUUAGUGUGGGGGGCAAAACAGGAGUUUUAGGGACAAAUGGCAAAAUCAGGCUGUAAAUAUGUGAAUGGUUUCUUCUAUUCAUUUUUUUCCAAUCAGACUACUUCUGAUUAAUUUGGGCUAUUUUAACCAUUCACAUAUCAAAAUGUUUGGCUUAAUCAAGAUUAGUUAUCUAUGACUUUUGGGUUUUGUAACUUUUAGGCUCUUGGAAGUAUUUAGUUUUUAAUAUUUUUCCAUUUUGCUUCGUUUUGCUGCUGUUUAUAUUUUACCUUUAACACCUCUUCCGCAAACCUCAGCUAGACCAGCACAUAGCAUUCACACUGUAUCACUACAGAAAAUACAAUUUCCUUAAUAAUCAAUAAAUUAUAGAUAAAUCAACAUAAUAUUUUUGCUCUACUAUGAAGCAUUUUUUGAUAAUUACUUAAAGAGUAUGACUCUGCUUCCUUCUAAAAUCACAUUAAAAUGUAAUCAAAUCCUUUUUUAUGUUUUACCAACAGUUCAAUUUAAAACAUGCUGAUUUGUAUAAUUUUGGAUAAUUAAUUUCCUU
Austrofundulus limnaeus is the source of this 2824-nucleotide messenger RNA. RefSeq names its product ephrin-A2a (gene efna2a). Gene Ontology annotation, molecular function: ephrin receptor binding. Gene Ontology annotation, cellular component: plasma membrane. The record is from RefSeq and is a predicted model, not a curated record. The transcript has 4 exons. Gene Ontology annotation, biological process: ephrin receptor signaling pathway; axon guidance; osteoclast differentiation. Lineage: Eukaryota; Metazoa; Chordata; Actinopteri; Cyprinodontiformes; Rivulidae. Bases 841 to 1458 code for a protein of 205 amino acids.